GGACAGAGGCGAAAAGGAGUGUAAACAAGAGCGUGAGAAAAGAAAGAUAGAGGCAGCAGCGUCUCUGUCCAGCUGCUUGCCAGAGCCAUACCGAAAUGCUCUCAACUUCUCCAUGGAAACCCUCCGCUCCGUCAGCGUCACUCCUCCGUUUCCUGCGCGCUCAAUCUGAGUCGGCCCUGUUUUUCACAGCAAACCACCCGUCAGGAUGCCGCCAUGCAUCUUCGAAGGCUCCGACUCGUCCUCGAUCUAGUUUCUUCUCAUCGAAUGAUCCGUUGGGCUGGACAAGCCCUGAUCCCCUACCAUGCAGAGCAACCCUAGAGGCGGGCUUCUUUCCUACCCCCAACUUUGGAUCUCGAAACCGCAUCGCUUCCCGAUCCCGAACGAAUCUAGGCUCAUCCACCCCUACCAAUGCGUUCCAUCCUUUCUCGAGAUCGGCACCCUUGCGAGCGGCGUCUACUAAGAGCCGUUCCUUCUUUCGCAAGCUUUGGGAUUUCAGACGUGACAAGGCGGUCACUGAUGCGAAGCUGAAUCCUAUGGGUGGACCGGCGAUUUUUGACGACGGGGUGGACGGAAGUUUAAGUGUUGCACGAGCGCUGGCAGCCAAGGCCUCAAAUGAACUGCGUCUUCGAUGCACGGAGUUUGAUCUUAACGGGAAUGUGACCCUGAUGAACGGAGAUUUUAAGAAGAGCGAAUUGAUCGCCAAGUAUGGUCUUCUGCCGCGCGAUCUUCGCAAAAUCGAUUCCUCGACAUUGCCUCACAUCUUUGUGCGUCCGAGCACCAUCCUUAUCAACCUUCUCCAUCUUCGCGUCCUUAUCAAAGCGGAUCGCGUCCUGGUCUUUGAUGCGUACGGAUCAACCGAUUCUUAUAUGCAGUCAUUAUUUGUGUAUGAUUUGGAAGGAAAGCUACGACAGAAGCAGCCCCAGGGCGCAGGUGCCUUGCCUUAUGAGUUCCGGGCUCUAGAAGCCGUCAUGAUUAGCGUCACCACCGGCCUGGAAGAGGAAUUCAAUGGUGUUCGAGAGCCAGUUGUGCGUGUUCUCCGAGCCCUAGAAGAAGAUAUUGAUCGGGACAAACUGCGACACCUCCUCAUUUACUCCAAGAAGCUAGGCACCUUCGAACAAAAGGCGCGACUGGUUCGAGACGCAAUCGACGACCUACUAGACGCUGACGAUGACCUUGCUGCCAUGUACCUGAGCGAGCGAGCGAAGGGUGUCCAGCGAGAGGAGCAGGACCACCAGGAAGUUGAAAUGCUUCUAGAAUCAUAUCACAAAGUGUGCGAUGAAAUUGUACAAUCUAGUGGCAACCUGGUGACUAGUAUCCGCAACACAGAGGAAGUAGUCAAAGCUAUUCUCGACGCUAACCGCAACUCUCUCAUGCUCCUCGAUUUGAAAUUCAGCAUCGGCACCCUCGGGCUCGCAACAGGAACAUUAUUCUCCGCCCUUUACGGCAUGAACUUGAAAAACUUUAUCGAGGAAUCCGAUCUCGGCUUUGGGGCCGUCUCAGUCACCUGCUUUGCCAUCACCGCGAUCGUCUGCGUCUACGGACUCGCAAAGCUACGUAAGCUGCAACGCGUCCGGAUGUGGGGUGAGGCUGGCGUUGGCGGCACCCCCAUCGUCCCUCUCCACUCUAGAAGCGCCGCACUUACGGGCCGAGCAAAUUGGCGAGCCGAUUCGAUCGAGCCGGUCUGGAGCAGUCUUCCCGGUGAAGGCCGCGCGGAGCGCAUGAAACGUCUCAGGGACGGGGCGGCCGCAGCUGCAGCUCGGUCUGCUGCGUCGGACGCGGCUCGGUCUGCGGCUUCCACCGCGGCGUCGCAGAGAGCUGCUUCGCUGAAGCAGGUCCUGAAUUUCCCCUCUGCAGCUGGGUCCGGUUCGCCAAAGAGUGGCGCACCGGGAACGCAAGAGGCCGAUAUACAAGGCAAUUCCUCCACAUAAAUCUCAAUGCCCAACCAUCUCCCUUUCUCUUCCGUGUUAUGCUCAUGUUCAUGACAUACACACAUAUCGCUAACUGUAUGCAUUAUCGAUUUCCACAUUGAGGUUUUAAUUCAUCCAAGACAGGAAGGAGUCUGGGUUUGUUUUGUGCUGCUUAUCGAAUGACUGAUACCUACCAGUCCACCUACUAGUAGGCUGUAUGAGUGACUGGUGCAUCUCUCUCUCUACUCAUGUACUAAUUUUUUUUUUCUCGACUUCGCUUGUUCCGGAUUGGAUCUUGGAUUUUUUUUUUUUUUUUUUUUUUUU
This is a messenger RNA of Aspergillus ochraceoroseus IBT 24754, 2231 nucleotides long. Its product is annotated as CorA family magnesium transporter. Gene Ontology annotation, molecular function: magnesium ion transmembrane transporter activity. Gene Ontology annotation, cellular component: mitochondrial inner membrane. The transcript is spliced from 3 exons. Bases 96 to 1928 code for a protein of 610 amino acids. The record is from RefSeq and is a predicted model, not a curated record. Gene Ontology annotation, biological process: mitochondrial magnesium ion transmembrane transport. Lineage: Eukaryota; Fungi; Ascomycota; Eurotiomycetes; Eurotiales; Aspergillaceae.